Molecule: messenger RNA, 1606 nt
Organism: Spinacia oleracea (spinach)
Lineage: Eukaryota; Viridiplantae; Streptophyta; Magnoliopsida; Caryophyllales; Amaranthaceae
Exons: 5
Coding region: 868-1326 (152 amino acids)
Source: RefSeq, a predicted model, not a curated record
UCAUUUGCGUCGCAGUUUAAUAAAGCUGCGACGCAAAUGUGUUUUGAUUUUUUUUUUUCGAAUUCGCGCUCACGCUUAAUUGCUUUCAAGCUUCAUUCUGACUUAGGUUUUGCUCGACAAACAACCAACACUGCUUCACUCCCAAACGAAACCAAACACCAACACUGCUAGAGUCUCACCGGCGGCUUCACCCUGCCGUCGUUGCUUCACUGCCGCCUUCCGUGCCUUCCGCCGUUUCUUCACUGCGCUGCCCCUUCACUGCGCUGCACUUCACUGCUUCACUCCUUCUUGCUGUACUCCCUUUUUAGAGCCGCCGCCCACGGCCAAGGAAGUCGUCCACGCUGCCGCCCACUCACUCCUUCACGCCGCCGCCCACUCACUCCUUCACGCCGCCGCCCACUCAGCCGCCCUUGUUCAUUGUAGUCUCUCCUCUCUUAGCGUCAGGCAUGGAUGAAGAUCAACACGCAAAUUCAGGUCCUUCUAACAAAUCACCAAAUCAAGUGCCCCAAAAGCAAAAAAAGAAGCCAAGAGGCCCUACAAAAGGAAUAAAAUCCAUGCCCGGGGUUCCAAGAAAAAUUGAAUGGGAUCACUUGGACCGACCCACAGGGAAAUGGGCAACGGAUUACAAGAAUCACAUUGGCGAGAUAAGUCGCGCAAAGGUUUCAAUAUUGAUCAGAACCUGGGAAGAUGUUUCACAAGGAAUAAAAGACACUUUGUGGGAAGACGUCAAGAGAGAAUUUCAUAUCACAGAUGAAACUAAGAAAGAAGUUGUCUUAAAGAGUUGUGAUAAGCGUUUGGAGGGAAUUCAAAUCAAGAUUGACGACUGGUUGGAUUCGGGGUACAAGGAAAAGGCCAAAAGAUGAAAAGAUGCCAUAUGAUUUGUAUAGUUAUAUAACUAAGGAUAUAUGGAAGGAAUUUGUGAAGAUACGUACCUCCGAAGAAGCUGAGGAAAUAAGUGAGAAAGCAAGACAAAGUCAAUCUUUCAACAUAUAUCCUCAUCAUAUGGGACAGAAAUCAUAUGCUGAAAUGACAAGUGAAUGGCAGAGAAAAGGGUACAUUCCCUCAGUUUCUUCGUCAUCUGAAGGUUCCUCUGCGUCUACAAUUUCUUCAAGUUUGCCGAGUAGGACAUGUUUAUGGCUUCUUGCAAGAUCGAAACCAGAUGAGAAAGGAAAUCCUUACUUGCCGGAUGAGGGCACACAAAAGGUCAAAGAAAAUAUUGAUGAAUGGAAAAGGAAACAAGAUGAAGGGGAAUUUGUUCCCAAAAGUCUAAACAGGAUGAUGUCUUAUCUCGUGCACUUGGUAAGACUAAAGAAGGGAGACCACUAACAUUUGGUGGUGGAGUAGGCAUCAAAGCUGUGUGGGGGACCGGAGAGCGGCGUAGCUUUCGACGGUAUGGAGAUGCGGAGAUGGAGGAAAUGGAAGCAAGAGUGACCAAAAGGGUCAAAGAUGAGACAAUACAAGAGAUGAACUCCAAGAUGGAUGCCAUGGUCAUGGAGAAAUUUAUCACAUUUGCUAAAGAACUUGGUGUCCAAAUACCAAGCCAUAUGAGGAUAGACGCAAAUGUUCAUAGUAGUUGUCGUUCAGGGGGUUUAGAUCCAUUUGCCGA